Molecule: messenger RNA, 2604 nt
Organism: Monodelphis domestica (gray short-tailed opossum)
Lineage: Eukaryota; Metazoa; Chordata; Mammalia; Didelphimorphia; Didelphidae
Source: RefSeq, a predicted model, not a curated record
GAGGGGUUAUUGUAGAAGGAAAAGGAAGUCUCUUCUCCAAGCAUGAAAGGUUGAACUACUUCAUCUCUUCCUCAUCAUCUUCUGGCCCUCGGCAGACAAAGGCUCAGCUAGUCAUACCAGGUGCAUGAUUCAGCAUGGAAGUCAGAAAUAGAGAACAUUUCCAGGGUCCAAGUAGGGACUUGCUCCAAACCCUGGGAGAGAAGGAAGAAGAAAUGGAAACACCUAUCCAGGUGGUGCUUAGAGUUCGCCCCAUGAGCCAGGCUGAACUACGUAGGGGGGAGAAAAGUGUUCUUCACUGCUCUGGCCCCAAGACUCUGCAGGUGAGUCCUCUAGGUGGUGGCCGAGAAGUUGCCUUUCAUUUUGGAGUGGUGUUGGAUGGAGCCUGCACUCAGGAUGAGGUGUUCCAGGGCAGUGGAGUCCAGCAUCUGGUGGAGCUUGCUCUCCGUGGUUUCUCCUGCACAGCCUUCACCUUCGGCCAAACGGGCUCUGGGAAGACCUAUACUCUGACAGGGCCUCCUCCCCAGGGCGAAGCAGAACCUGUGCCACCCAGCCUAACUGGGCUCAUGCAGCGAUCCUUUGUCUGUCUCUUGGAUAAAGUCCAGGAUGUUGGGACCCCUAUAACUCUCAGUGCCUCUUACUUAGAAAUCUACAAUGAACAGGUUAGGGACCUAUUGAGUCAAGGACCCCACCAUCAUCUCCCUGUUCGUUGGAACAAGACCCAGGGCUUCUAUGUGGAAAAGCUGAAAGCAGUCAAAUUUGGCACAUUAGAGGAAGUGAUGGAACUCUUGCUAGAAGGUCUGAGACGGCGUCGCAGUUCAGCCCAUGCUCUGAAUGUCGUCUCCAGCCGUAGCCAUGCCCUAUUCACCAUCUAUAUUCAGUGUCCUGUGGUAUCCCCUAGCAGGUCAAAAGAGCAGACAUUUGGGAAGCUGUGCUUUGUAGAUCUGGCAGGCAGUGAGAAAGUAGCAGUCACCCACUCUCGAGGAGAAUUGAUGCUGGAGGCCAGCAACAUCAACCGCAGCUUGCUAGCCCUGGGCCAUUGCAUCUCUCUGCUACUGGACCCACGGCAGAAGAAGAAUCACAUCCCCUAUAGGGACAGCAAGCUGACACGACUGCUGGCAGAUUCUCUGGGUGGCAGUGGAAUCACUCUCAUGGUGGCCUGUGUGUCCCCCUCAGCCCAGUGCCUCCCAGAAACACUCAAUACAUUACGCUAUGCCAGCAGAGCUCAAAAGGUUACCACCCACCCCACGCCUAAGGUUCCCCAGGGUCCUCAGCCUCUUGGCCUUGAGGAGGAGAUUCAGCAGCUCCGGCAAGAGAAUUUGAUGUUAAAACAGAGGCUGGAGCAGCCUCUGGGACACAGGAGUAUGAGGAUUCAGAAGGAGACCUGUGACAAGGAAUUUGUCAACCUGAGACAAAGGGGUGCCUCCAGGAACAAAGGACCCCAGUCUGGCUGGGCUAAGAGAAGCCUAUAUGGAAUGCUACAGGAGUUCAUGCUGGAGAACCAGCAGCUGAGGGAGGAAAAAAAUCAACUUCAGAGAAGCAGGGAAUGUGCCUGGAAUGAACAGCAAGUCUUGGUUCAACAGCUCAAAGAACUAAACAGGCAUUUCCUCUGCUCUUCUGGCCACAGCAUCCGAUGCCUUCCCCAGCAUUUCUCCAGUCCCACCCUGCUCUGCCCCUGCUCAGUAUCUCAAGCGCAAUACCAAGCUCUGGCCUGCCAUCAGGUGCUGCCUCCCCUCUGUUCUUGCCACUGCAACCAACUCUGUCUCCUGUGCUAUGCCCCUCUGCCUCCAUGUGCUGGUUCUCGGCUCAGUCAAGCGCAGAGGGGAGAAGCCUCACUCCUUCCAGGCUAUCUGCCCUCGCAGAUGCUGCCAGAGCUGCCUCCACUACACGUGUUUGGUACCCAAACCAAGGCCCCAUGGAAGAUGGGAGUCCCCAGUCCUCAGGUCCAGAACCAACCCUUUGCCCAGCCUCCAGGCCCUGACCUCAGGGAGCACCCUGUGAAGAGGAAAAGCAGCGAGUGGGCUUGGACUCACUUUUUGGCUGAGAGCCUGACAAAGGAGGAGGCCUCUGGAAGAGCAGGCCGAGUCACCCCCUCAGCACCCCCUCUGCCCGAGGGGCCCUGUGGCACACCCGGGAGGCCAAGAGUCAGAGGUCCCAAGUUCAUCCAGGAUGUUGGAGGAAGAACUGGAGGUGCUGAGGGACCAAAUCCACUGUACCCUGCACUUGGGCCAAGGAAAGCCACCUACUCCCAAGGGGAAACAUUCAGAGUGUGGACACCUCCCUCCCUGCUGAGUUGUGCCUAUCCUGUUUGCUCCACUUUGGAGCUGUGCUCCAAGUGAUGAAUGACUUAUUGCUUGGGUUAGGUUAAAGGAUUGGGGAUGGGGAAUGUGUGUUUGGUGGGGAAGAGGAGGAAGGAAUGUGCUAAUCCAAGGCCAGAGAAGCAGUAUGUCUCAAAUGUGGUCCUGCACCCCUAGCUUCAAAGGGGCUUCCCCUCAAGCAUUUGCCCCAGAAGCUCUCAUUGAAGCAGAAGCCAAGCUACUGUUUUUUGCCUUCUAAAUCUGAAAUAGACUUCAAGAAACUAGAAAUGCUAAUAAAGAGAGAAAAUGA